Molecule: messenger RNA, 687 nt
Organism: Endocarpon pusillum Z07020
Lineage: Eukaryota; Fungi; Ascomycota; Eurotiomycetes; Verrucariales; Verrucariaceae
Product: Cell division control protein 42
Exons: 4
Coding region: 1-687 (228 amino acids)
Biological process (GO): small GTPase-mediated signal transduction
Molecular function (GO): GTPase activity; GTP binding
Source: RefSeq, a predicted model, not a curated record
AUGAUGUUCAAGCGACUCCGCUCCGCUAUCAAAAAGAAUGACUCCUCACAAUGCCUCGAAGCAGACCGCCGUCAUCCUCUGCCUGCUGUUAACAAUCCCGCAAUGGUUGUGGCAACAAUCAAGUGUGUUGUCGUUGGAGACGGUGCUGUCGGCAAAACGUGUCUCUUGAUAUCCUACACAACGAACAAGUUUCCGUCGGAAUAUGUGCCUACAGUCUUUGACAAUUAUGCUGUGACAGUAAUGAUCGGCGAUGAACCGUACACUCUAGGUCUCUUCGAUACAGCAGGUCAAGAAGACUAUGACCGGCUGCGCCCACUCUCCUACCCUCAAACAGAUGUGUUCCUCGUUUGCUUCUCCGUCACUUCCCCUGCAUCCUUCGAAAACGUCCGCGAAAAAUGGUUCCCAGAAGUACAUCAUCAUUGCCCUGGAGUACCAUGUCUGAUUGUUGGCACACAAACCGAUCUACGGGAUGAGGCUGCAGUCAGGGAGAAGCUGGCAAAGCAGAAGAUGACCCCAGUCAUGAAGCAAGAUGGUGAGAGGAUGGCGAAAGAGCUGGGUGCAGUGAAAUACGUUGAAUGCAGUGCUCUGACACAGUACAAACUGAAGGAUGUCUUUGAUGAGGCUAUCGUGGCAGCCCUCGAGCCUCCCCCAAAGAAGACAAACAAGAGCAAGUGUGUUAUUCUCUAA